Molecule: messenger RNA, 1514 nt
Organism: Paramecium octaurelia
Lineage: Eukaryota; Ciliophora; Oligohymenophorea; Peniculida; Parameciidae
Source: the annotation of a GenBank genome assembly
AUGGGGAAUUGUGUUUCUAGUUAGGAUGAUAUCAGAAAUGCAAACAAAGUUUCACCUGUUUCAUUGUAAGAAUGUUUUAAAAAUAAUAAAAGAACAAUAAAACAUUUCACUUGGAAUCGCGAUUCUCAUGGUUUAUUUGAUUAUGAAAACAAGAAUGUUAUAAAAGGUCAAAUCAAAACAAAUACAUAAUUAAGUAAUUAAGCAACUUAAUCUAGUGAGAUUAAUUCGUUAAAAAGAAAAUAUAAAAAUUAUCUAAACAAAAGAAGAGUUAUAAGUAGCAAAUAAGAUUAUUGAUAUAGUAAUUCUAAAAUCAGCCAGAUGUCAUGGAAUUACUUAAAUUGACACGCUAAUUUUCAAAAUAUUAAGUUGAAACUAGUUUGAAGAUCUCGAAGGCAGAAGAUCAAGAAGGAUUGAAUGACAACUGCCCAUGGAUAGUUGUAAAAUCAACCAAAAGUAAAUUAUCCGAUGGAUAAGUAAGAAAUAAUAAUGAUUAAUAAAAGGGAUAUGAUUUAAAAGAAGGAGAUUAUGUGAAAUUGGGGAGAGUGAGAUUUCGAAUAAGAGAAAUCAAAUGUUCUGUUGAUAAUAACAGUGCGAAUAAAGGGAGUUUAGAACCAGAAUUGUAGAAAUAUGUUUCAGAGAAAUGUUUAAAUACAAUGAACAUUCACACUUAGGAAGAUGAUAAAAGAAGUCAAUCAGAGGAGCCAUGUUGCAGAAUAUGCUACAAUGAUUCCUAAACAAAUAAGGACAAUCCAUUGAUUGAUUGUUGCAAAUGCUAAGGAUCUGUUAAAUACAUACAUAUAUAAUGUCUAUAAACAUGGUUAGUUAGUAAGCUAUCCCCUAAAACAACCAAGUUUUCGGUUUCAUUUCAAUGGAGAUAAUUUGAUUGCGAAGUAUGUAAGGCCAUUAUUCCUAGUAAUUAUGAUAAUAUUAGAUAUCUAGGUAGAAUAAGAUAUCAGGACAGAAUUUUUGAGACCAUAAUUAUACCCAAGCCUGAUGCUCCAUACAUUACUUUGGAAAUCUUGAGUAGAGAACGUAACAAGAGUAAAGGAACUCACAUAAUCAGUUUUGCAUAGAAACAACAAAUAAAACUAGGAAGAGGUCAUGAUUCAGAUGUAAGGAUAACAGAUAUAUCUGUAUCUAGAUGCCAUGCUAUAAUUAAAUUUAUAAAUUGUAAAUGUUAUCUGAAUAAUAAUAGCUGGUUUUGUGAUUGAAGAUUAGUAAUCAAAGUUUGGAACUUUAGUUCUAUUAAAAACACCUGCUUUGAUGUCAGUUGAUACGAAUAAUAACAUGGCUAUUCAGGUUGGUAGAAGUGUCGUUAGUUUUUAAGUUUCAAAGGAUUGGAAUGUAUAAUCAUGUUGUAUGUAUUCUAGAUAAUCUCAUCAAUAAAUAGGGGAGGCGUAUCUGAGGACUAAAUGUUACAAGAUGAUACAGAUUUAAUAGGAAAUGCAGUUGGUGAUGAAGAUUAAGCAUAGAUUGAACAAGAGUUACAAAACUUUGAAGAACAUACACCAUGA